This is a messenger RNA of Phragmites australis (common reed), 882 nucleotides long. RefSeq names its product DNA-directed RNA polymerase V subunit 7-like. The record is from RefSeq and is a predicted model, not a curated record. The coding region runs from base 169 to 696 and encodes 175 amino acids. Gene Ontology annotation, biological process: DNA-templated transcription initiation. NCBI's taxonomy places the organism in Eukaryota, Viridiplantae, Streptophyta, Magnoliopsida, Poales, Poaceae. Gene Ontology annotation, molecular function: single-stranded DNA binding; single-stranded RNA binding. The transcript is spliced from 2 exons.
UCAAGACUAACCCCCUCCUCUCCCCUACUCACCCAACCCACUCUGGUCUUCCUCGAUUUCUCCUCCCGGCGACUCCGCCGCCGCCGGUGGCCUCGACCGCCGCCUCGCGCUGAGUGGAGAUCUAUCCGGACUUCUUGGAUCAAUUGAUUCCUCUGUUGGUAAUCAGCCAUGGUUUUUCUUGAGACAGAGAUGUCAUGGAAUGUGCUGAUCUCACCUAGCGAGUUGAGUCCCAAGGGUCUCCUGCUCCGCAAGUCUAUCAUUGUUCGUCUUCUGGAGGACGUAACAAACAGGAAGGCUUCCAAGGAGCAUGGCUACUACAUUGCCGUCAAUCAGCUGAAGGCAAUAUCUGAAGGGAAAGUGCGUGAGCUUACUGGAGACAUUCUGUUCCCAGUCACAUUCACUUGCAUCGCACAAAAGCCUAUGAAGGGUGAGAUCAUGGUUGGCUACGUGGAUAGAAUCCUGAAGCACGGCGUGUUCCUCAAAUCUGGACCAGUCGAAAGCAUCUUUCUGUCCGAGAAGUCAAUGAGUGACUACAAGUACAUUGGUGGGGAGAACCCAAUGUUCAUGAACGACCACUCGAAGCUGGAGAAGGACACUGCUGUGCGUUUCAAGGUCAUGGGAUUCCGCUGGAUGGAAGCUGAUCGCCAGUUCCAGCUCCUUGCUACGCUGGCUGGUGACUUUCUCGGGCCACUGUAAACUGCUUCGACAGGUUAAAUGCGGUUCCGCUGUACAUUGCUCGUUAGAUGGAUGGAUGGGUCUGAAAUGUGUUGGACUCAACUUGCAGUGAAUAGUUUAUGGCUGAUGUAUUUCUGCUGAUGCCAGUGACAUUUGGCUCCACGUUUAACAUGUCACUAUGGUGUGAUGAACUAUGUUUUCCAUGGC